AUGACCAAGAACAAGAAGUACGAGUCGGACGAGGAGGACUUUCCAGAGGUCAAGGUCAAGCACGGCGAGAGUAUGUUGGUUGUCGCCGACAUCAUCAAGCAUGUCAAGGCGCGCCCAAACGACUUCCUCACCUCCCUUCCUGUGGGAGCCAUCACCACCAACACACCCGCCGCGAGGUUGGCCAAGCUUGACGAGAUCCUCAUCGACCUCGCCCAGAAGUUUGAUCUCUCCCCCGACCUCGUCAAGCCCGGCGAGGCGCACCGCCGCCAGAAGCGCACUGACGAGUUCUGGCUGCUCGAGGCGCGCGCGCCGGCUGAGCUGGGCAAGCGCAAGGCGAUAAGCCAGGGCAACGGCGCCGCGAGCAAGACCGCCAAGCUUGACCCCGAGUCGCCGACGCCUCGCUCUGACACGCCUUCCUUUGCUGACCGCUUCUGA
Messenger RNA from Vanrija pseudolonga, 435 nucleotides. RefSeq lists its product as uncharacterized. NCBI's taxonomy places the organism in Eukaryota, Fungi, Basidiomycota, Tremellomycetes, Trichosporonales, Trichosporonaceae. Bases 1 to 435 code for a protein of 144 amino acids. The transcript has 3 exons. The record is from RefSeq and is a predicted model, not a curated record.